AUGUGGUGGUGGUUGUUAUUGUGCGUUAUACCAAAAUGCGCCGCGCAAGUAAUGGUAAUAGAAACACAAGAAGUUGCCUACCAAAUAGCUGGUAUAUUUGAGAGUCAGGCUCUGACACAACGGCUGGCGUUCAACGAAAGUAUGAGACAUAACCAUAUGAGUGGAUCGGAUGCAUCGGCAGAUUCAGAAGAUAAAAUGAAGGAUUGGCGCCUUGACCCGGUUAUACUUCAGCCAUCUAGGGCCGACAGCUACUCUGUUUGGAGAAAUCUCUGUUCAAACAAAGAUAUGCAACCCAUCGCCAUCUUUGGUCCUCAAACCCCGAUAUUUGAUGGAGCAGUUCGCGAUCAGUGUGCAAUCGCUAAUAUUCCUCACAUACAAGCUACUUGGCAGCCAAUGGACCCGUACUUCGAAGACGAGAUAGCGAGUAUUAAGAAUGAUGAAACAGAUGAAGAUGAAGAUGAUGAUGAUGAAACGCCAGUUUACAAGAACAUCUCUAUUAAUUUCUAUCCGAGCGCAGAAGAUAUUUCGUAUGCUUAUGCAAGAUUACUUAAAUAUUAUAGAUGGGAGAAUUUUGCAGUAUUGUACGAAGACGAUUUUGGUUUACUGCGGAUACAAAAAAUUCUGGCCGAAUACACAGACCAGGUUCCGGUAACCGUGAGACGAUUAGAUCCCAACGGAGACAACUUUAGGAUAUUUAAGGAAUUGAAGAAAUUCAAAGAGUUCAGAAUUUUAUUAGACUGCCAUGUCGAUCGCAUUCUCAAAUACUUGCUUGAGGCUCGAGGUAUCAAUAUGGUCAACCACUACCAGCAUUACAUUCUUACGUCAAUGGAUUCUUCAAUGAUUGUUAAAGACUUGCUUCCAUUUAACUCGAACAUAACAUGGCUUAGUUUAUCGGAUUUUGAUGCGUUACAAGACGCACAACACUUCCUGGCAACCAGAGUUGGUAAAUGGACCAAUGAGAAGGUUCAACUAGAUUCACCACCGGUCACAAAUAUUGAGAUUGAAGCACUCGUUAUGAACGAUGUAGCGAAUCAUGUCCUUAAGGCAUUACAAAAAGUAGGCGAAGUGGAGGAUAUAACAAGACCAGACGAGGAUUUGUGUAAAAAAGACGCUGACCCCUGGCCGUUCGGAGCUAUGCUCCAAGCUGAAAUAUUAAAGACUCAAACGAUGGGGGUAACCGGAAACAUCGAGUUCGAUGAAUUCGGUCGCAGAUCAAACUAUACCCUCUACGUCAACGAGAUACACGUAUCCACGCGACAAACAGUUGGUACUUGGAAGUCGACUGGAGGUGAUAUUAUUGAAGACAGACCAAACACAGAUGUGAACAGUCAGCAACAAACUAGUAAACACUUUAUAAUAAUCUCUCGAAAAGCGAAGCCAUACUUUUUCGACAAAGUAAAAUGCCCACCGGAUAACGACACCUGCGUGGAAGAAAAUGCCGACGAGAAAUACGAGGGUUUCUCAGUUGAUCUUGUAAAACACAUCUUUGACACUUUGAAGAAACAUAAUUUCAAUUACACUUAUUCAUUUCUCCACGACGAAGACAAAAGCUAUGGCAAAUACGACCCGGAGCGAAAGAAGUGGACGGGCUUGAUAGGCGAUUUACUAGAUAAAAAAGCAGAUUUGGCAGUAUGCGACCUAACAAUAACGGAGGAAAGAAAGAGCGUUGUCGACUUCUCCGUACCGUUUAUGACUCUGGGUAUAAGCAUCUUAUACACGCAAGAAAGAAAAAUUUCACCUGGAUGGUUUUCUUUCCUCAACCCAUACAGUUUUGACAUGUGGAUACACACGGCGACAGCGUAUUGUGUCGUGUCUAUUGUUCUCUUCGUUUGUUCAAGGAUAUCACCAGCCGACUGGGAAAACCCACAACCCUGCGAUAAAGACCCUGAAGAAUUGGAGAACAUUUGGAAUUUCAAAAACUGCGUCUGGUUAACAAUGGGCUCUAUUAUGACACAAGGCUGUGAUAUAUUACCUAAAGCGAUCGGUUCACGAUGGGUUUGCGCCAUGUGGUGGUUUUUCGCCGUCAUCGUAUGUCAAACUUACAUAGCCCAGCUAUCUGCAUCUAUGACAUCAGCUUUGGAAAGCGAACGAAUUAACAGCGUUGAGGAUUUGGCGAAACAAAAUAAAAUUCUAUAUGGCGCUAUACGGGAAGGCUCUACUAUAGAUUUCUUUCGGAGUUCAAAGGACAAAAUGUAUCGGCGUAUGUAUGAAAAUAUGAUGGCGAAUCCUGUCGUUUUGUUGGACAGUAACGAUGAAGGUGAAAAGAGAGUUCUGAAUGGAAAAAAUAAAUACGCCUUCUUCAUGGAAUCUUGCACUAUUGAAUACAAGUUGAAACGAGACUGUAAUCUCAAGAAAGUUGGCGGCGAAUUAGAUUCCAAGGACUAUGGAAUAGCAAUGCCCGCUAAUUCACCAUUCCGAACUCAUAUCAACAGAGCUAUAUUGGAAUUAAAAGAGUUCACAAUACUCGAUCAGAUAAAACGAAAAUGGUGGGAAGAGAAAUAUGACGCUAAACAAUGUGAUAACGCACCCGACGAAAGCGACGUCGAAGGAGAUUUAGAAAUGGAAAAUUUAAUAGGCGCUUUCAUAGUUCUGGCAGGUGGUCUGGUGUUGAGUUUAAUUAUAACAGCCGCCGAGUUCAUGAAUGAAGUUCGCAAUAUUGUCAUACGGGAACAGGUUUCUCAUAAAGAAGUUUUUAUGAAAGAAUUGAAGGCGUCGUUAAACUUUUCCCAACUCCAAAAGCCAGUGCUCCGCAAUCCAAGUCGAGCACCAUCUAUUGCUUCUACCGACAGCACGGAAAAUAAAAUGAAACGAGCUGCCAAUAUUGAAAACUUCAUUGAAUUCGAAAAGGAGCCCAUGUGA
Messenger RNA from Leptosia nina, 2859 nucleotides. The record is from the annotation of a GenBank genome assembly. NCBI's taxonomy places the organism in Eukaryota, Metazoa, Arthropoda, Insecta, Lepidoptera, Pieridae.